Closterium sp. Naga37s-1 is the source of this 5247-nucleotide messenger RNA. NCBI's taxonomy places the organism in Eukaryota, Viridiplantae, Streptophyta, Zygnematophyceae, Desmidiales, Closteriaceae. The record is from the annotation of a GenBank genome assembly.
AUGGAAUGGACACCCGCAACGUUGGCGGCAGAAGCGGCAGCAGGAGCAUCGGGAGCGGCGUCGCUGGUGGCGGCACCCCCGCUGCAAGAGGGUGGGUUCCGCCGCCCGGCACUGACUCCGCUCUUUACCCCUCCAAAGGCGGCGACGGCGGCGUCUCAUCGUCCCCCUUCCCCCCUCACCAGCGGCGGCUGCCGCGAGUUUUCCGCCACCUCUGCCGCUGGGUCGGCACCAGGCCAUUAUGGCGCUGGUUCGGGGGCCCCGAGCCCCUCUGGCUCGGGACCCAGUCCUGCAGGCUCGGCACCCAGCCCCAGAGGUUCGGGCCCCAGCCCUGCAGUAUCCACCGCCGCAUCACACGCAGAAGCAGAAGCAGAAGCAGGGGCGGUGCUGUGCCCUUCUGAAACCGUCAGCUUGCAUCCUGACCGAGAACCCUGCCCGGCGAAAAAAAUAGUCGACUGGAGGAUCACACCGGGUGUUAUCAGCAGCGCAAUUUCCUACGCGUCCACUAGUGGACGGGUGGAAUCAGGAGCAGUAGCUGAAGCGGAUCAUCCUUCUGCUGCUGGUAGCACCACUCUCCUCCCAUCUGCUAGCUCUACCCCUGCUGGUGCUGAUGCUGCUGCUGCUGCCACUGGAGUCGCCCCUUCAGCUCCUCUCUCCCCUAUAAUCAACUACCUUAAUGAGCAUAACCAUGACGCACCGAACCCCCCUCACUCCCGCCCGCCCAUCUCCCAGCGCUUGCAUAUCCCCCUUAGACGCCUCCCUGCUUCCGUCACAGGCUUGCUGAUUCAUGGGAAUGCCACAUCCGACUCGGAUAUGGUUCAGGAAUUACCUCCGACUGAAAACGCCGCUGUAGGAGGUCAGGUGCAGGAGAGGGAGGCUCGUGUUUCAGACGGCUCUGGUGGUAACCAGGUUACAGUCAAAAGUGAGGGCGUGAGCAUGGGAGGAUCCACAGUGCGAGCGGGAGCAGUGGGCACUUGUCAGUAUUCAGGUGUUGGUGUGGGUAGUGUGGGUGGUGUGUGUGUUGGUCAGAUGGAUGGACAGGGGGAGCAGGUGGGCGGAGGGAUGUUUACAGCUAAUCUGGACCUUUUGAGAGGGAAAGAGUUAGUGCAGCAGCAGUGUUGGGUAGCAGGGAGUGAUGUGGCUAUGGGAGGCGUGUCAUUGCCUUUUGUGGACACAUGGCAGCAGCAGCAGCAGCAGCAGCAGCAGCAGCAGCAGCAGCAGCAGCAGCAGCAGAAAAAAGAGAAGAAAGAACUGUCAAUCUCAGCACUGCCAGCAGGCCUUCAGACGUCCCAGAACGCAUUUCCAGCAGUGGCGACAGGAGCAGAGGCAGAAUCAGGCUUUGGCAUGGCAUGCCCUUUUGAGAACCCCUCCAAAGAAGCAGCAGCGGCAGCAGCAUUGGCGGCAGCAGCGGUGGCAGGCGAAGGGGUAGAAUCAGGGUUUGGGUUUGAGAUGGAGUGUGCGGGAGCUGAGGCGUUGCGGUCUCAGUCUCUCUUGGAUCAAUACUUAGAGCGACAGCAGCACGAGCAGCCUUUUGAGUCGACUCAGAAGCAACCGCAGCAGGAGGAGCAGCAGCAAGCAUGGCACUCUCUGUGCUUCCCUGUGCUGUCAUCCUCUUCAGCCUUUGCAUCGCCCACCUUCUCUCCCUGCCUCCUCCCUUCUACCACUCUCCCCUCUAUCGCUCUCCCCUCCACUGCUCUCUCCUCUAGCGCUAUAUCUGACUCUGUCACCCGCAUCCUUAGCCAGGUAACACCUUCCCCGGUCGUCCCUUCCCAGGCUGCCUCCUCACACGCCCUAUCCUCGUUAUUAGCAGCUUCAGAUGCCGAGCCAUCCUCCCCUGGUACUAUCGCUGCAGCCUUCCCUUCGACCACCCUCGCUUCUGCUUUCCCAUCCACCAGCCAAGCACACACCGUCUCGUACCCUUCUUCCGACACCCGCCUCUCUCAAGCCUUUUCCCUUCCUGCUAAGACCCAUGCGCUCCCUGCAAUCCCCACGUUACCUCAGAGCCGUAGCACCCCUGCAGCUCCCUCUGAAAUUUACAGCAGCAGCACUUUCCCAGGUUCGGCAGGGAUUCCUGGAGGUUCGGCAGGGAUUCACGGCACAGCAGCAACAACUGUACGAGUGCAGCGGGCGCAGGACCUGGGGGUUACAGAUGCUCCCUUGAGCUUGCUGCUAGGCCGAAGAAAGCAGCAGCAGCAGGAGCAGCAGCAGCAGGUGCAGGCACAGCAGCAGCAGGUUAAGCAGCAAAAGUACCAGCAAGGCCAGCAGCAGUGGCAACAGCAGCAGCAAGAGCAGCAGAAAUGGCAGCAGCAGCAGCAGCAGCAGCAGCAGCAGCAGCAGCAGCAGCAGCAGCAGCAGCAGCAGCAGCAGCAGCAGCAGCAGCAGCAGCAGCAGCAGCAGCAGCAGCAGCAGCAGCAGCAGCAGCAGCAGCAGCAGCAGCAGCACCAGCAGCAGCAGCAGCAGCAGCAGCAGCAGCAGCAGCAGCAGCAGCAGCAGCAGCAGCAGCAGCAGCAGCAGCAGCAGCAGCAGCAGCAGCAGCAGCAGCAGCAGCAGCAGCAGCAGCAGCAGCAGCUGCAGAAACACCAGCAGGAUCAGCACGUGGAGCAGGAGCAGCAGCAGCAUUGGUGGGAUGCAUUUGUAACUGCUGCUCCUCUCACACAACUGAUGCCCCUGACAAUGCAGGCUCCCCCUCUCCUUCUCUCCCUUUCCCCCUCCCUCCCCUUCCUUCCUUUGUCCCACCCUCCCUUCCCACCACCCGUCCCUGCGCCUUUCCACCCCCCAACGUCGUUCUCCCACCCACGUCGGCCCCCCACCUCCCCCCAUUUCUCCCCCCCCACCCUCCCCACCCCUCCCCCCAUCUCCCUCCCCCCCCCACCCUGCAACACUCUUUCCCCCGCCGCAACCCUCUUCCCCCCACAGCUGCUCAAGUCGUACCGAUUGGGAGCGCUCACGAGCAUUGAGCUAGUCACCAGUGACACCACAGGCCGCUCCUUCCUCCUGGUGUUUGACGAGAAGACGGACAGCUCACAGCCUCAAUGGACCACGAGGACUGUUGACGACAGGAACCAGCUGGUGUUUCUGCUGCUCAAGAUGUGCAAGGACUACCUCAAGACACUCCCAAAAGUCAUUGGGCUCGACGUGGUCGACCUCGCCCUCUGGGCCAAGAAAAACGCCAAGUCGUUGCCAGGAGGAGCGCGGCUGACAGAGGAAGGGGAGGGCGAGGCGGUGGGGGUGGAGAGCGAGUCGAUGAUGGCGCAGGACAGCCUGGUGUCCAAGGUGGAGGAGGAGGACAUGGAGGCGCUCCUGGGCACCUAUGUGAUUGGCAUUGACGAGGCAGAGGCGUUUAGUGAGAGGCUGAAGAGGGAGCUGGGAGCAUUAGAGGCCGCGAACGUGCAUGCCAUUCUGGAAAGCGAGGCACUGGUGGAGGAGGUGGUUGACAGCCUGGACGAGGCGGCAGGGCGGGUGGAGGACAUGGAGAACUGGCUGAACGUGUUCAACGUGAAGCUGAAGCACAUGCGCGAUGACAUUGAAUCGAUCGAGGCGCAGAACAACAUGUUGGAGAUGCAGGCGAAGAACAACAAGAAGCUUCUAGAAGAACUGGAGACGCUGCUAGAGUCGCUCUACAUCCCCCCCCAGUGCAUCCGCGUCCUCUCCUCGGGCUCCCUCGAUGAGCCCGCCAUGCCCAACACGCUGGAGGCUGUGGGGUGGCUGGUGGAUGCCGUGAAGAAACUGGAGCCGCCGCAGCUGGACCAGAACUAUGUCAACAUGCGCGCGGUGCGCGAGAAGAAGGCAGAGCUGGACAGCUUGAAGAACGGCUUCGUGCAGCGAGCCACCGAUUUCAUCCGCUCCUUCCUCUCCUCCACUGUGGAGGCCGCUGCGAAGUCUCAGAGGGGCCCUCCUGACCAUCGGGAGCUGCACCGCAGAUGGUCUGCCUACACUCAGCUCAUCCACUGCCUCAAGGAGCUGGAUCCCAACGUGUUGGACAACAUUCGCCGCACAUACAUCCACUCUCUCAACAUGCUGCUCAGGCGCGAGGCUCGUGAGUUCUCAACAGAUCUCCGUGCAUCAGCGCGUGUCUCUGCCAAGACCAGCACAGCCCCACCUUUCCUCGAGCAAGGCAGUGCUACCCUGCCGCCUGCUGCUGACUCCCAGGCCGCCAGCGAUGCAUUCGCCAAGAUGCUCCGCGCGUUCCUGCCGCUUAUCUCCGAAGAGGGUCUCUUUUUCCAGCAGUUCCUCUGCUUCUCCCCAGCAGCAGAUGAGGACGAAGAGCCCUUGUCGGACGAGGAUGCGGCAGCGCUAGCGGCAGCAGCGGAGCAGCUAUUCGAGGGCAUUCAUGAGGACUUUGUGGCCAUGGUGGAGUGGGUAUUCAAGGUGGACCCGCUGCGCUGCAUCACUCUCGUGGGGCACACGGAGGCGUGGCAGCAGCAGCAGCAGCAGCUGCAGCUGCAGCACGGGGCCGACGCAGGGGGGUGUGGAGCCGUCAUUACCAGGAAGCUUCUGCUCGAGCUGGAGACCAGAAUCAGGCAGAAUUUCUUCCGGUAUGUGGAGGAGGCGAACGGGCAGAUUGAGCGGUACGACAGGGGCGUGAAGCAGGCGGGCGUGCUGUCCUAUGUGCCUCGCUUUGCAGCGCUGGCGGUGCGAAUGGAGGGGCUGGUCAUGGGCACGUGCAGAGACCUGGUGGACCAGGCUUAUAACAAGCUGGUGAGCACCAUGUUCUCUACCCUGGACCGCAUUGCUCAGAUCGACCCCAAGCACUGCGACGUGCUGCUGCUGGAGAAUCACGCGGCCUUCCAGAACAGCACGUAUGAUCUGGCAGGCACCAUCCCCACGCUGCGCCUCUUCUACCAGCAGUCCAGUGAGACAUACGAGACGGCGUGCACGCGCUACAUCGACUCAGUCAUCUUCGGGAAUUUCGACAAGUUGUUUGAGUAUCUUCAGAAGAUCAAGAACCUGCUGCUGACCAUUGAAACAGAGGAGAUUCCGUUCCAGAUUGGCUUCAGCAAAGCCGACCUGCGCAAAGUGCUCAAAUCGCAACUCACUGGGGUGGAUCGUUCACUCAACUCCAUGUUCAACAAGAUGCGGAAGAAUCUCACGUCGGGUGACCUGCUUCCCUCGCUCUGGCUCAAAUGCCAGGAGAGCUUCAUGGAGCGAUACGAAGAAUUGGAGGCUGUGGUGGCAAAGUGCUAUGCAAAUGAAGCUAUCAGCCCGUCUUCAAGGGAAAUGCGCGAUGCCUUCAACUCCAUUGUUGCUUAA